AUGUACCCACCCAUCGAGCCAUACACUAUUAGCACACUAAAGGUCUCCGAUCUGCACACGCUCUACUACGAAAUCAGUGGCAACCCUCAAGGCACUCCAGUCGUCUUCUUGCACGGCGGACCUGGUGGCGGUUGCGAUGCGAAGGACAGAUCAUUCUUCAACCCAACGAGAUACAAGAUCGUCCUCUUUGACCAGCGCGGUGCGGGAAAGUCCACACCGAGCGCGUCUUUGGAAGAGAACACCACCUGGGAUCUAGUGAAGGAUAUCGAGAAGCUCCGCGAACACCUGAACGUUGAAAAGUGGCACGUAUUCGGUGGAUCGUGGGGAUCUACGCUGUCUCUUGCCUACUCUCAGGCCCACCCUGGGCGAGUGAAGACUUUGGUCCUUCGUGGGAUCUUCACGCUUCGCAAGAACGAGUUGCGCUUUUUCUACCAGGAUGGUGCAUCUCACCUUUUCCCAGAAGCUUGGGACGACUAUAUUUCCCCCAUUCCGGAGGCCGAGCGUCAUGACAUGGUUCUGGCUUAUCAUGCCCAGCUGAACUCUGCCGAUGACGAGACGCGUCUCAGGGCGGCUAAGGCCUGGACGCGAUGGGAAAUGUUCACGUCCAAGUUGCACGUCGAUCCAGCGCAUGUUGCAGAAGCCGAGAAAGAUGACUUUGCCAACUCCUUUGCUAGGAUCGAGAACCACUAUUUUGUCAACGACGGCUGGAUGCGAGAAGGCCAGCUGCUUGAGAAACAAUCGGUGGACAAGAUGCAAGUGCUGAGUGCUAUCUCCAGCCGACGAUACGAUGUUGUCUGCCCCGCAACCACAGCAUACGCGCUUAAGAAGGUGUGGCCGGAGGCAACCUUGCACAUCGUCCCCGAUGCUGGCCAUUCAUCGCGCGAACCCGGCACUGCCAAGUUACUCGUAGAGGCUACGGACAAAUUUGCCGACCUCUGA
Messenger RNA from Phanerochaete carnosa HHB-10118-sp, 939 nucleotides. RefSeq lists its product as uncharacterized. Lineage: Eukaryota; Fungi; Basidiomycota; Agaricomycetes; Polyporales; Phanerochaetaceae. The record is from RefSeq and is a predicted model, not a curated record. Gene Ontology annotation, biological process: proteolysis. The coding region runs from base 1 to 939 and encodes 312 amino acids. Gene Ontology annotation, cellular component: cytoplasm. Gene Ontology annotation, molecular function: aminopeptidase activity. The transcript has 15 exons.